CGACGCUCAUAACGAUAGCGAUACAAAGCAAAUGAGCUGAUAUCUGCCAUCAUAAGGGAUAUCUCGUAUUCUUUAUAUAAUUACUAGUCACUAUUGGCCAAGUGAUCACAAACAUUAAAAAAACAAACAUCUAAACUAAACUUCGAAUGGCACCGGAGACGAUAAAACGGCCUCAGAUAGGAGCGAUGUUUCGCGGUCCUGGUCCAGCGCGCUAUCUAUUACGAGGAUGUACAGGAUAUUACCAGCACGAUCCAUCAAAAAACAAAGCACCUGCAUAUACCUUUGGCUUUAAAUCAAAUCAGUUCAACCUUGAAGUGUCUUCACCUGGUCCAGCUUAUCUUGUUCCUUCAAACGUUACAAAAACGGGAAAAGAGGGCACACCUCGAUAUUCGCUGGCUGGUAGAACGUAUUUAAAUGGGUCUUUCAAGACGCCUGCACCAGGAACCUACUCACCAGAGAAACAAAAGUAUCCUUACCACAAAUACCCCCCACAGUACUCAUUUGGUUCAAGAUCAAAGAUUGGUAAGAAAGAUCAGACCCCUGGACCAAAUGCUUACAACCUACCAGGAAUCCUGGGUCCAAAAGCCAUUGGCAAGAAAUCUGCCCCAUCCUACAGUUUAGUGGGUAGAAGUAAGAUAGGAGGCUUUCAUGAAGAUCUGCAGAAGACUCCUGGACCUGGCACAUAUCAUGUCAAUAACCUUAACAUGGUGAAAAUAAGGUUACCAGCAUAUUCAAUGACUGCACGUAAUGCAAUGCCAGGCGAUAACACUCAGAAACCAGGCCCGGGUACAUAUUCCCCAGAAAAGGUUUACAUGAACAAGAAAAUUGCUCCAAAGUUUUCAUUUGGUAUACGACAUUCUGAAUUCACUGCACCCCUGAUUGCUGAACCCAUUGAUUAAAAGAUUUUGUAGCAUGCAAAGUACCUUACAUUAACAAAUUAUAGGCUUUCCGAUUAUAUUUUUGUACAUACAUGCAUGAUAAACUUAUUUGUUGCAGAAAACAAUGUGUAACCAAUAAAUUGUAUCAAUUAUUAUAAUAUCAUUUUAGGACUUACCUCCUGGCAUUCUUAGGGUAGGCAAUGUUCAUUAUAUGUGCUAAAAAUGAA
Molecule: messenger RNA, 1105 nt
Organism: Xenia sp. Carnegie-2017
Lineage: Eukaryota; Metazoa; Cnidaria; Anthozoa; Malacalcyonacea; Xeniidae
Product: outer dense fiber protein 3-like
Exons: 4
Coding region: 147-899 (250 amino acids)
Cellular component (GO): cytoskeleton
Source: RefSeq, a predicted model, not a curated record